AUGGCGACGCCUGGACCAGCACCACCACGAACCUUGCGCGGUCUUGCUCCCCAUUUCUUCCCCACCUCCCGCACUCCAACACGCUCCCGCCGUCCCCCUAUGGUCGUGAAAAUAGACAGCGUAGAAGAAGACAAGACUGCACAUUUUCGAUCUGAGACAUUGACGCCAGAUGGGCUCAGGGCGGCGGCGCAAGACCACCUCAAAACUCAACGCCGAGCCCUAUUCACACAAACCGAAACACUUGCGCAAAAGCACCGCCAGCUGACUGCUUUCCAGCAUCGAAUCGCUGCUGCCGAACGCCGUGUAAACGCUCUUCGGCGACAAAUCGCUGUUUUGGAGGCGAAAAGGAGAGACCAAGGCAGUUGGGCAUUCCGCACCGUUAGGUGGGUAUAUACGAGUCUUUGGGAUGCCUUUGUCUUCAUCUGUGCAUGGUUAUUCUUCACUUGCCGCUUAUGGGGCCUCUAA
Messenger RNA from Mycena indigotica, 465 nucleotides. RefSeq lists its product as uncharacterized. The record is from RefSeq and is a predicted model, not a curated record. Bases 1 to 465 code for a protein of 154 amino acids. Lineage: Eukaryota; Fungi; Basidiomycota; Agaricomycetes; Agaricales; Mycenaceae. The transcript is spliced from 4 exons.